AUGCUGAUUUGUGAUGCCCAUGGCACUUGGCCACACAGCAAGAUGAGCUUCGGAGUCUACCGCCCCCAGAUGGGGGUGGCAAGUGGAAUGCGGGUUCUUUGCAGCGACCAGACCCUUCAGGAGCAGCGCCGUGCUGCUGAGCAAAACGGACGCCAGCAGGCGCCUGUGGUGAAUCCCAUCACUGGCGAGCUAGCUGGCGGCGUCGUCCCCGAGACGAAGACAGCGACACGACGUCCACCAUCAGGAUGUAGGAUGCUGUAG
Messenger RNA from Symbiodinium natans, 261 nucleotides. Lineage: Eukaryota; Dinophyceae; Suessiales; Symbiodiniaceae. The record is from the annotation of a GenBank genome assembly.